Molecule: messenger RNA, 1845 nt
Organism: Pisolithus orientalis
Lineage: Eukaryota; Fungi; Basidiomycota; Agaricomycetes; Boletales; Pisolithaceae
Exons: 2
Coding region: 323-1594 (423 amino acids)
Molecular function (GO): protein binding
Source: RefSeq, a predicted model, not a curated record
UACCUGCCCGCAACUCUCAACUUCCUGCCAACGUCGUGUUCAGUGAUAGCAUCGAGCAUUAUCACAGUCGCAUGUUCAACCUGCUGAGGCAUUGUAGAUCGUCGCCGGCGAGAUUUCCCGUGGUUUACAAUGAACUGACAGAACCGCAGACAACAAACGUCCUCGAGUCGAUAACAGUCUGAUAGUAGGAAUUCACGAAUGGCUGUGUCACGUCCGAAACUCAUAUCCACCCCACAGCAUUUCAAUCGUUCUCAGGUAAAAUCCAAUCGUUCAGACGUGCCUUGCUCAUUCCUGGACCUCCAUCGAUACCAGGUGGCACACCAUGAAAAGCCUUUGCGAUGCACGAGCCGAGCUCCUUCGCCUGCAACACAGGGAGUCGGAACUUCUCCAGGAGAUCGUGGUCGUCCGCAAGGCUGUAGCAAACCAGAAAGUUGUAAUCGAUGAGCUGAUCAAAGCAAGCGCCGUCCCGUUCAUCGAUCGCCUUCCAAACGAGUUGCUUAUACAGAUAUUCCUCCUCAUCAAACUUGACCGGGAACGUCUGGCUAGAGUCUCACGCCGUUGGAGGGCCAUAGUCAUAGACAUUCCUGGUAUCUGGAGCGAGAUCGACUUGGAAUACUACUGGCUUCGCAAGUGCCCGGCGUUGAAGUUACAUUUGGCAAGAAGCCGUCAAACCCCCCUCGCCAUCCUCGACGCAUAUGACUUGCGAGAACUAGAAGUUGUUUUGCCUCAUGCGAACCGUUUUCAUACUCUGGAGAUUAUUGGUAACACAGAGAACAUCCUCAGCAGAAUCUCCCGCGUAAAAUUUCCUUCUCUGCAGUACCUUAGCAUAGAUGGACGAGGGGAGUCGGUUGAUAUCCUGCCCAGGAUUCAAUCAUGUGUCCCUGCCCUCAAGCAUCUAGAAUUGCUUGGAUGGCGCGGACCCUCAUCCGUUUCUCAAAUUAUUGCAGCCGAAUCAUUAGAGGAGCUGUCCCUCAGGGAAAUUGCAAGUGACUGGAAGUUCAAGAAUGACAGCAUGCACUUUCCUUCGCUUCAGCGCCUCACGCUGGAUGUCAGAUCUCCUAUAUCUUUCUUGGAAUCUAUUAUAGCUCCUAAGCUCGUGUCCUUUUGCUAUACUGCAGCAUAUUGCGACGACCCGAUCCCCACCAAGUUUGGCGAAAAUUGGUCGAAAUUCAACAAUGUCUCCCGCCUCACUUUCACUUUACCCAGGUUUCAAAUAGCGAGUGAGGAGACCUUGCUUUUGUCCAGGAGUCUCUGCCAUAUAUUUCGUGGUAUACGUUACGCAGACAUUCAAGGGGAUUACGUGUCGAUGCUGUUCUCCCCUUGUAUGGACGGCCGAAGUCCUCUUGAUAACUGGACAUGCCUCGAAACCCUGGACAUACGAGACUUCACUUUCAGUUCACUCAGGUCGUUCAAAUGUAUAGUAACUUGGUUCACGAAGCGGAGGAACUUGGGCAAACGGAAAUUGCAUUUCAAACUCAUGCAGGAACACGACACCGAUGAUCUGGUGAUGCUGAACGCUUCCAACGCCCUCUACCAAACGUUGCAGGAUUGUUGUGCGUCAGUGGUGUUCGAUCGUGUUGCGGUAUCUUGUUAGUUGUAUCUUUCUUUGUCUGUAGGUUCGCUGUCAUUGAGUUGGCCAACUUGCUGGACUGCGGAUAUCUAACUUGGCAUCCUCGUAGGCGGCAAGUGGUACAUAGAAUGCUACGUUCCCUUCCAAGUAUCCAAAAGUCAGAGUUCGUGUUGUAUUGGUCCUCGGGUUCUGAAUGGCAUAGGAUCCCUUGUGAGGUCAGCUGGGCUAUAAGUCCAUCCGGGGUUGAGUCAAUUCCUGCACGCUAUCUAGUACGG